This is a messenger RNA of Cuculus canorus (common cuckoo), 356 nucleotides long. It is a transcript of the gene SLC35A4, whose product is annotated as solute carrier family 35 member A4. The transcript has 3 exons. The coding region runs from base 45 to 356 and encodes 103 amino acids. The record is from RefSeq and is a predicted model, not a curated record. NCBI's taxonomy places the organism in Eukaryota, Metazoa, Chordata, Aves, Cuculiformes, Cuculidae.
AGCGGCGAGGAAGGCGCGCGAGGGUCACGUGCUGGCGCAGUAAGAUGGCGGACGGGAAGGAGCCGCCGCCCAAGCUGAAGGACCUGGCGUUCCUGAAGGACCAGCUGGAGAGCCUGCAGCGCCGCGUGGAACGCGAGGUGAACGCGGGCGUGGCGCAGGAUGGCUCUCUUUUGGCCUCACCUUUCCUCAAGGGCUUCCUGGCCGGUUACCUGGUAGCCAAGCUCCGCUUCUCUGCUGUCCUGGGGUUUGUGGCUGGGACUUGCGUGGGGAUCUACGCUGCCCAGAACUACGACGUUCCCGACGUGGAGAAGACAGUGCAGGACUAUGUCAGUGCGCUGAAAAAAGGUCGGGACUAA